Molecule: messenger RNA, 7230 nt
Organism: Rhopilema esculentum
Lineage: Eukaryota; Metazoa; Cnidaria; Scyphozoa; Rhizostomeae; Rhizostomatidae
Product: homeodomain-interacting protein kinase 3
Biological process (GO): peptidyl-threonine phosphorylation; peptidyl-serine phosphorylation
Cellular component (GO): cytoplasm; nucleus
Molecular function (GO): ATP binding; protein serine/threonine kinase activity; protein tyrosine kinase activity
Source: RefSeq, a predicted model, not a curated record
CCUCCAGCAAGGGCGAGUGAACGCAAACUGAUCGAAGAGAAAGAAGGACAAACACGUUGUGAAAGUACUUUGAGAAGGAAAAGGAAACGGCGAUCUUCAAUCGCGGGCUUCUUGAUUAUUGAAAAGGAGAGCAAGAGGUUGAUUUGUGCCAAAAUUAGUACUUUCAAGUGUUUUUAUCGGACGCUAGGUCUUUAUUGCAUGAUUGCUUCUAACUGUGGCAGAAUUUUUGUGACCUCAACCUGAUGAAUUUGCUUGUGUGAACUGACAGGUCUUGCAGUUAUUUGCGAUGAGUAAAUGGAAAGAGCUGUUGUGAGAACGUUGUAGAUGCCUCAGUUCAGCACGAAUCACCAAGUUGCUGUUUUAUGAAGCUAAUAAUUAAAGGAGGCUCUUGUUUUUAUGGAUUCGUUUCCUCACUAACAUAUGUAAACGCUGAAAUGUGUAUCUCCACCAAGACAACAUCAUGGAUGAGUGAAAUGAACUGAAAGCAAGGAACCUGUUAGCAUUUGCCACCGGCUUAUUUCACCCAAAACAUCAAACUGAUGUCGAAAUCGUUCGUCUAUAGCAAAGAAGUUUAGUUUUAUAUCAACAGAAAUCACUCGAACGCUCAAAGGCUUGCCUAGUUCUCAUCUUGUUUAGCAUUCGUGAGAUGAAUGGCAUCUUGAUCCGAGCUCGGGUUAAAAUAUUACUGUUUUCUCACGUAGGACGCUAUUUUGCUUACAAAGAAAUAACAUUAUGUUUUGCUUGAAGAACGAUAUAUUCUCUCAGUUGUUUAGCAGCGAUGAUGCUUGUAUUUGAUAGCUUUCGAGUUAACAAUCGCACCCUGGCAGUAUCGAAAGCAACCAGUGCCAAGGCAUAAACCUGCAAUAUGGCGAUUCACAUAUUACCUAACCUACCCGAAGUUCCACGACAUGAUCAGAUGUUGCACCAACAUGGAUCGAGCAGCAAUUACCAAGAAUCGUGUACAAUUGGCAGUGAUGCACCGAUUGUUUUUAGCAGGCAUCCUGAGGCAGACCUGGGUAUCAGCCAGAACCACACAAACAUGGGAAUUCGACAACAACAGAAGAGGCGCAGAGCCGAGAACGAUGGCAGAACGAAUCGUCGAAGAGUUAGAGAAACGAUAGUAAUUCCAGAUGAUACACCCGAGAAUCAGAAAUUUGUUGCUAAAAAUUGUUCUAAUGAGCAGGUUGCUGACAAUGAUUCUGCUUAUGACUACAAAAUCACGGCACAUGAAAUACUUCGUUCUUACACUGGUGAAUAUGAAGUCUUGGAGUUUCUUGGUCGUGGGACCUUUGGACAAGUUGUGAAGUGCUGGAAACGACACACGAAUGAGUUGGUUGCUGUGAAAAUAUCGAAAGAUCACCCAUCAUACAAGAAACAGGCUGAGAUCGAAGUAAAUAUUCUAAGCUUGUUGAUGCACGAAGAUUCAGAAGAACAUAACUUCGUUCGUGCUGUAGAGUGCUUUACACAUAGAAAUCACACGUGUGUUGUUUUUGAAAUGUUACAACAAAAUCUCUAUGACUUUCUCCGAAGCACAAAAUUCCGACCAUUGCCUUUAAAAUACGUACGACCUAUACUCCACCAAGUUUGCACAACAUUACUCAAAUUGAAAAGCAUGGCCCUCAUACAUUCUGACCUGAAGCCUGAAAAUAUUAUGCUUGUUGACCACGAUAGACAGCCAUACCGUGUGAAAGUUGUAGAUUUUGGGAGUGCAACACAUACUUCCAAAGCGGUAGCUUCAAGUUACCUACAGAGCAGAUACUACAGAGCACCAGAAAUCAUUCUUGGAUUACCCUUCAAUGAAGCAAUUGAUAUGUGGUCACUGGGUUGUGUGGCCGCAGAAUUGUUCUUGGGAUGGCCGCUGUACCCUGGCCCAAGCGAAUACGACCAGAUUCGAUACAUCAUACAGACUGAAGGACAUCCAGACCAGAGGCUACUGCACUCAGCCUCGCCUACAAAAAGAGGUAGAUACUUUCGCAGGCUAAUCAACACAAAUGGGCAACACGAGUGGAUGCUUAAGUCUCAAGAUGAAUAUGAGCGAGAGUCUGCUAAAACUAGAAAGGAGGAAGGAAAAAGAUACGUGUUCAAUCAUUUAGAAGAAAUAGCUUUGGUGAAUUUUCCUAGCACAUUGAGUGGUCAUGAGCAGAUGGCAGAAAGGAUAGACAGGGCUGUAUUUGUCGACUUGUUGAAAAAGAUGUUGGAUUUAGAUCCAGGCAGACGUAUAAAGCCAGCCGAAAUGCUGAGGCACCCUUUCUUCACCUUUACGCAUAUGUCACAAUUUCUCUAUUGUAGAAACGUCCAGGCCUCAGUCCACGCAAUGGAUAUGAUCGCCUAUUACAAAUCACAAACAUUGGCGCAAAGAAAAGCUGGCGCAGUCGCCAUACCAACUUUGUCAGCAGCAGAGCGCCAUGGAACUGAAAUUCUCUUCCCUCCUUCUCAUCAACACCUAAUCCAGCCUCAUCUCCUUUCCGGGUCCCAUCUCAAUACCGGCUUUGCGUCGGCUUCAAAAGACGGCCUAUUCAGAAGUACCCACCAGCCGCCACCUCCGUCAACAAUCCCACUCCCCCCUGUUUCAUGGAGAUCAGUACCUGAAGACGUGGGCUACAUGUCUGCAGAGCCGAGUCCUAACCAGCAUUUAAGUCACAGUCCACAGAGACUAGGACAUGCUUGGGGAAGACCUGGGGAUGCCGGUAACCCUGUCAAACCACACUUGGGCCCAAUUUGUGCACCGAGCCAUUGGAGUAUGUGGAAUACUUUUACCGUGCCCCCGUGGCAGUUGCACGUACCUCGGACAAAGGCUUCAACCUGUACCAGUAACGGUGCUCUGUCACCAAAACACCAUCUGGGUCAUUUGGCCAAAGUUGAAGUAGGCGAAGCUUUGGGAAGAUCUCCGAUUUACGUGCAGGACAGCCCAAGCCCCCAGCGCAGCGUUAUUACAAUAUCCAGCUCAAGCGAUGAAGGUGAACGUGAUGAGCAACAUGUUAAUUGUGGUCUCUUAGCAAAAUCAAGGACAAAAGUUGAAAUCCCAAGCCCAGACGCCGUAGAUACUUGUGAAUUGCAGCAGAGCACAUCAAUGCAGUCACCGAGCCCAGUAUAUCCAAGUGUUGUCUCUGUUAGUAUGCCCCAUUUUACCCAUAAUCAGCAGCAACAGCACCAUUUGCGCACUUCUCCGCAGCGAUCUUUAGUCCAGCACAGUAUCUCAUCCUUGAUGCAGCCGAAGUCAAGCCCAGGAAACCAUCGGGUUUGUUGUCAGCAAACACAAGGUGCACUAGGAGACAUUUCAUCAAAUUUAUGUUAUUUGCACGUUCCAGUAACUGUGGCAAGAAUGGAUCAAGACACCCCGGAUAAUACUGCGUUAAGUUCCCCAAACCAUAAUACAAACCAUUUGUACCCAUUUCGUAGACAAGGUAUCACUGGCUUGAUUCCCCAAUUACCCUCAAGCCAAACAGCCUUCAGUCCCGUUUGUGCUGUUAUGACAUCCACUGCCAGCUCCCCCUCUCGUGUCCAGUUGAUACACCCUUGCUUCCUGUCCCCUGGGUCAAGUACAUACGCCCAGAGCUCCGUUGUGUACCCUCACAUGCAAGCUACCGUACCAAAUGGAGCAGCGAAUGACCAGUUCUCACAGAAUGGUUACUUAAUGACUCCAACAGUGAAUGGUUUGUCGCAGGCUCAUUCCUGUAACUCGAUUGUCGACAACAGUGCUGCGAGGUUGGCAAGACAUGGGCAGUUACACUCUUCUCCAUACUCAGCUGCCCAGCUCUCCCCGCAGAGGCGUGUACAUCACAUUGGCUACGCGGGGUCAGUGCUCAGCCAUCCUAGCUACCAGCCUGUAGAACCAUCAAGUGCAUACCUGGCAUAUACAUAUUACGGACCACACCGUCUGUAGUUUGGUAUUGUUGAAAAUUACCUAUAUUUUAAUGUUAGUUUAAGCUGCAUCCAGGUCAUUAGUUUAGUAUUUGCACCAUCAUCUAGUGAAAUUUUAGUUCUAUGUUUUAACGUACUCUAUUUUAAAGAAAACAUUUUAAUUUAUCGUUAUGAUUCUGUUGCCAAAAUGCCAGCAGGACUUAUGCUUGUUCUGACAGUUUGAUAUGGUUUUGACAUUAUGAGUGUUAAAUUUCAGUCUUAACAUUUGUAGUAUUACGAUCUUAAAAUUUGUAAAACCAAAUUAUUGCAUAAUUUAAAAUAAUUUAUCACUGAUGUGUCUUUGUUUUUAAAGUUUUUGAAAUGUUAUUGUGGCAAGUUUUAGUUGCUGUCCUAAAGACGGUUUUCAUUAUAUUUUAGCCAAAUAAGUCAAUGUAGCCUCAGUCUUGCAAAACAAUCCUCUUUCUUGAUUUGUUAACCAAUAGAGUGUCAGGAAAACAACAGCUUAUAGACACCGAUGUUGUAUUACCUAAUCCGUUAGCAAAUGGAAUGUGGUGGCAAAUUUUUCGAGCAGUAGUUGACUAAAUCAACAGUACAGGGACAAGCAUAAAAUAAACAAAAAUGAUUUGUAUAAUUAGGCAAGCGUCUCGAAUUCUGGCAUCUAGAUCAACGCAGGGAGGAAACAAUGUUUAAACCUGAUUCGAAUUGCUGAUUUUUAGUGGUUGAAGAAAUCACAUUCUGCUGAACAAGAUCAAGCCUUCCAUAAGCGCUUUGUGUUUUACUUGAAGAAAAUGUGAAAUAAGUCAAAGUGUACCUGUAAUGCAAAAUAAGCUGUUGUUUUUGCCGUGUUCCGCACUUGCGUUUUUGUUUUGAUUGCCAAAUUUCAACAGCAUAAGUUUCAGAAGUCUGACUUUGAUGCUAAUUGUUUCUUGUUUUUCAAAUGCUCCAUGCAUUCGAGGUUGGUUGUUUUAAGAGCUUACCAACCCUAACCCUAACCCUAACCCUAACCCUAACCCUAACCCUAACCCUUACCUUAAUUGCUAUUGGCAUUGUUUUAAAAGAUGGAGGUUGUUGCAGCACGGCUUAGUUUUAACGCAGUGUUAGGAUUUUUGUCGUUAAUUGUAGUUAGUGUUCAAUUGUUUUAGUUUGUUAGAGUUGCAUAGGUUUCUAAUUGUUAAUCUGUUGUUGCGAGCAGUAAUGUUGACAAGAGUGAUUAUAUGACUCUUACUACUUGUAAAUACUGUAUCAUAAUUAGCUUUGGCCGAUAAUAAAUUAUCUCAAAUAUGUAUGUUAGGCUAUCCAUUUAUCUGUGCUGUCAUAUAUCCAGCACGAUUAGAGUGGCUUUGUUCUCUAGAUAUUUAGUAUUUUCAUAUCACAGCCAGCUUAAGCAAUGCGCAUUGCUGAUUGGUUGAAAUUUAUAUCACAUGACGGCAAAGCUACCCAGUAAGAGGGCAUGAUUGCCUGGCGUUUACAGAAACAAUGCUUCCUAAGAUUCUGUCUGUAGACUAUGAAGCAUCACAGUCUCGUUCGCUUUUAGGGCUUGCAAAGAGUUAAAUUCAGCAAUUACGUAAAAACCUUUUCACUAUCAACGUGAGUCACUUGAAGUAAUAACCCAGAUUAUGCAUUUUCGAUACACCUAAAAGCGUAACCUUCUGGUAGGCUUUUAAUGUGUGUAUACCUCUAUAUUCUAAUACUUUAUGGUCCCCUACUUGUCCUCCUUCUUCUCUGUCCCACGUACGCAAAUUUGCUUUACCGCCUCCAAUUUUUGUUCCCAACCCUUGUCCUUUUAUUUCGCAGUUCACAGUUUACACCAUUAGUUUAGCUCUGUAUGUUUUUUUGGACCCCCGCCAAUUCAAAACCAUUACUCCACGUUUUGAAAGUUGUUAAUAAAGCUGAACACUCCUUUUGAUCAACACACCUCUUCUAAUAGCGACAGAAGUUGUAACAUUAUUGUAUUUGAUUAUGCCCUCCUGGAUUUGCUGGCUGUGGCAUGAGUUGAAAUGUUAUCUAGUCCUGAAUAAACGCUGUUGUUUGAUGCCAUCGUCCCUUUCACACGCAUGCACCCUUGUUGGAAGAGUAAAGUAUUCCUCGACGUGGCUACUCUUUCUUACUGUAACAGAUACAAUAUUAGUUGACGUAAUAUCAUACUUCUCCUUAUUAAAAAUGAAAGAUUCGUCUGAUUAGUGAUAAAGCUGGACCUAAAGAGUCGUCGUAACAUGGAAUAUUUAAUAUUAAUUUUCAUCUUUCGCCCUAUAAUUGUAACUGAUUUAAAUUAGAAGUUACGUUUUAUUAUUUCAAGGAUUAUGCAACUAAGUAACAAGGCGCUGUAGAUCUUUGCAAGGGCUCGAGGCAAAGGUUAUAGGAUUCUCUGUGAAUCUUAUUGACAUUAUAGUUUGAUAGGUCUACAGCACUUUUAGUCUGUUCUCAAGUGUUCCUCGCGUGCCCUCGCGUGCCCUCGCGCGCCCUCGCGUUUUUGCGAUAGGACUUUGAUCCAAAAUCUAUAUCUUUACGUCAUUGUGUAGAUUUCCCUAGCUUCUUGAUUGCCAGGUGUGUCUAAUUAUAGAAAAACAUGCACGAAUCGCAAGGAUCUUUUGACACCCUAAAGAGAUUCACCCCUUUGCCUCUACCCAGAUCAAAGAGCUAUACAAGGUAGAAAUAGUUGUAAAACAGUAGCAUUAUUGUUAUAGUUUCCUUUUGUUUCACAUGGUUCAUUUAAUCGAUUUUUAAAGUUACAAUAUGGCUGGCUGUUCCACAUUUUAGUGUUUCUUUACCAGAUCAUCUGAGGUUAAAUGUUUCCUUUAUAGAAAAAUGUUAUUUUAGUAUGUAAUGCCAUUUAUGGUUCUGUCCAUUAUGUCCUGGCCCCAAGACCCCCCUCCCCCCCAUCCCCCCUCCAAACCCCUUAUAGUUCGGGCAUAGUCUUCCUUUGACAAAACCGUAAAUCCGUAUGUCCUAUUUCGUAUGUCCAAAAAUCUUGUAACUUUCAAAAAAAUGCGUUGAUCUUACUCGUUUAUCUGUAGCCCGUGCAUGUUACUACCCGGCUUUAAUCCAAACUGAUUGCUGUUGUCUCUUGGCUGGCACAAGGGCAUCCAUGAUUUUACCUUUGUUUUUGAAUAAAUUCUGCCUCUAAGCAGCAUUUAAAAAGAGAUGUUUGGUUUCUCAGUAAUGAAAUCAGAUUACUUUGACCAUAAAGAUCCAGUAAGCUAUUUGUUGGAACAGUAGCCAGCAUUAUAUUUCCUUUAUCAAGCGUGCGAUGUUAUGUAGAGUUUUCCCAUUUAUAACGGGAUCGUUGAUUGCUUUUAUUAAUACUCGUUGGGCCUUGGUGUGGUAUGUAUUAAUGCCAUCUGAAGAAAUGAAAUAAAAACAGUUGUUCAA